This is a messenger RNA of Rhodotorula toruloides NP11, 1461 nucleotides long. RefSeq lists its product as uncharacterized. The transcript has 2 exons. The record is from RefSeq and is a predicted model, not a curated record. NCBI's taxonomy places the organism in Eukaryota, Fungi, Basidiomycota, Microbotryomycetes, Sporidiobolales, Sporidiobolaceae. The coding region runs from base 1 to 1461 and encodes 486 amino acids.
AUGUCGACUGCCGGUCCUCCUCCUCCGGCUACUCGCCGUACCGUCGACUUGCCAGCGGAGAUCAAGGCUUUGAUUAUCGAGCAUUGUCACGCCCUUGAGGAGCGAUGGAGGGAGCGCGCUCGCUAUCUCCACACUUACAUCUCAACCCAAGACCACCUCAACGAGAUGAGACCAGGCAAAAGCGACCUCGCCGAGUACCUCGACAAAGUCGCUUCGCGACCAUCUCUCAUCGGUUCGCUCUACCGCCUUUCGCGCUCAUGGUCGUCAGCGGCUGCUCCAGAACGAUUCUCGAGCCUCCUCGUUUCGCAAACUGGCUCCUUCAUUUUUCAACAACACAUCCUCCCGCGCUGCGCCCACCACUUCCGCGUAGUCAGAUUCGACGCGCUGGGGACGAACCGUGCCAGGUUCAACGCCUUCCUCCUUCUCCUCCCUCAGCUUCCGAAUGUCGACGCAGCCCUCUUAACCCGAAGUGGUUUUGAGGAACACCUGUCCGAGACCAACACCUUCGACCGUCUGACAUGGGCGUCGCUUGAGGACCCGCUCAGCGUUCUCGCACGGUUUCUCGGCCGUCUCAUCAAGCUGGACGUCAGCUUCGGUGAUUGGACCCACAUCAACCGAGUCGUCCAAGCAGCUUCCUCGCUACAGAUCCUCUAUCUACACGACCACCCUGAAGAUCUAGACAGCAACGUCCUGGUCGACAUUCUGCAACACCUGCCGAAUCUCCGCGAGCUCGCCAUGGAAACUGUCGACAGCGAGGCGCUCAAUGACGCGAUCGGCCGUCUGCAAGGCCAAAAACUUCCGCCACUGGCGGACUUCAGCGUUUUUGUCGGCUGGGACAUCGCAGUCGUCCUGCGCUUCGCCCAUCUGUUCCGCAACACCCUCACUCACCUCACUCUCGCCAUCACACCCAACUCGGGUGGUGCUCGCGACCCAAUCAACACGACCUUCCCUCACCUCCAUACGCUGCGGUUUUACGGCGAGGCGGGCACUUCGGACGACUUCUUCCUCGGUUUGUCGGCGCAGCACCUGCCCGUCCUUUCGCACCUCAUCGUUCUCGGUCGCGACCUGGCCAUCCAAGGAGUCGACGACGUCCUCGACUUUUGUGACGCCUUCAAGCGUGCCGGUCGACCCCUUCGCGAGAUCCAGAUCGUGGACCCGCAAUCCUUCCUCUCCGUCGCCGAUCUCGAGCGCAUCCAUGGAGAGCUCGACCACCCCAACACCAAGAUCACGACGGCGCCUUGCGACAACUUCCUCGAGCGGCUGUACCUUCGCCCUCCUAAAGAAGCGGAGCUUGUUUGGCCGAUCGACCCCCACCCGAUCCGACUCGCUGUCGAGCAGACGGUCGGCUUCAUCAACGACUGGCUCGCGCAGGCGAGAAACAUGGAGGACAUCGGCGCGUAUGCGAGGCUUGCGGUGGUGUUGCAGCGGGCGGAGGUGGAGCGGGUCGUGAUGGCACCGUGA